CCAAUUCAUACCAGAGAAUGUACUUAGCUAUCUCAAAAUACCGAAUUGUAAAUUAGUAUUUAAAUGACAUAUCCAUGGCACAAAUUGAAUUAUUUUUUCUUUCCUCGUGAUUGUUUUGUUUUUCCCUAUGUUUUUUUCCUUCCAUUGGUGCUUCACACUCCAGUCCAGUUGGUGGCGGUAAAAUACCAAAACUUGGAUUAUAAAAAAUCCAUGAAAUCAUACAAGAAGAAGUUGAAAGUGCAGCGCCAGACCAGUUUCUAUGAUUCUAUGGUUUCAUUUGCUUGAAGAAUAUAAUGGUGUCAGCAGGUGAAGUGUUUUGUCUGUUGUUGGUCGCGAUCUUGUGGGGAGGAACAAACCCCUUCCUGAAAAAAGGCUCAGAGGGCAUUGAAGGAGUUCAGAGGGACAACAAACUCCUCCAGUUUUUGGCCGAGAUCAAAUUCCUUUUUCUUAAUCUCAAGUAUCUGGUGCCAUUCUUGUUAAACCAAAGUGGAUCAGUAGUUUUCUAUUUCACUCUCGCUUCUACAGAUCUAUCUCUGGCCGUUCCCAUGGUGAAUUCCCUCACAUUUCUGUUCACAUUACUAAUGGGUAAAUUGCUUGGAGAAGAUUUUGGAGGAAAGGGAGCUCUGCUGGGAAUGUUACUCAUCAUGUCUGGAGUGACUUUGUGCAUCCUGAGUUCUGUCUCUGAGACGGACGGCACAGGGCUCCGUAACACAAGUGACCACUAAAACAUGAUGCCACUGGCCUGGAAGGUGAAUGAGGAGAUCGGUCGGCUCCAGCCAUGUUGCCAAACAUAUUCACCUCAUUGAAAACUGACACAAUAUCUGUGCUGCUUUUUUUCCCCUGUAUAUACCAUACCUUUACCUGGAGAAAACUGUAUAUCUGAAAACUGAAAAAUGUAUAACUUAAUAUCUUUACUUGAACUGUUGGUGAAAAUCCAAAUGUUUUGCACUUUAAUUACAACUGUGGAAACUUUUGAGCGUAUGUGGAUUUUACAAAAUACUUGUACAUAUUGUUUUAUUAUCAGAAGCUUAUAUGGAUUUGUACUAAUAAUGUGGAUGUGGCCAGUGUUUACAUACAUUUAUUUUAAAUGUAUUUUAUUUUCAGAGGUCAUAUUUUGUUAAACAUAAGAAAUAAAAAGCAUAUUUUUCAGUGAAUCUCUA
Pimephales promelas (fathead minnow) is the source of this 1160-nucleotide messenger RNA. It is a transcript of the gene tmem234, whose product is annotated as transmembrane protein 234. The record is from RefSeq and is a predicted model, not a curated record. Lineage: Eukaryota; Metazoa; Chordata; Actinopteri; Cypriniformes; Leuciscidae.